Cokeromyces recurvatus is the source of this 1764-nucleotide messenger RNA. RefSeq names its product kinase-like domain-containing protein. The record is from RefSeq and is a predicted model, not a curated record. Gene Ontology annotation, molecular function: ATP binding; protein kinase activity; protein serine/threonine kinase activator activity. Gene Ontology annotation, biological process: protein phosphorylation. The coding region runs from base 1 to 1764 and encodes 587 amino acids. NCBI's taxonomy places the organism in Eukaryota, Fungi, Mucoromycota, Mucoromycetes, Mucorales, Mucoraceae. The transcript has 6 exons.
AUGGAAAACAUUCAUUCAUCCAAUUUAGUAGAUGAGUCAGGCAACAAGACUCAAAGGCCACCCAUCCUUGUUGUUAAUAAUAAUACAGGACAUCAUUCAAAAAGAUCUAUAAGUGGCAUGGAUAUUUUGAAUGGGUUAAAAAUUAUUACCAGUAGUAAUGAUACCAGCACUAGUAGUACGAUACCCUCAUCUCCUGUACCUUCUCAAUUUAAUAUAGAGUAUUAUCAAUUCAACCAAAUUGAUGAUUUUGAGCUUAAAGAACCAAUAGGCUAUGGUUCCUCUGCUAUAGUAUUAAAAGCUAUUUACAAGCCAUUAAAUAAGACGAUGGCUUUGAAAAUGAUUGAUCUUGAUAAGUUUGAACGGAACCAGAUUGAUGAACUUCGACGUGAAACUGCAUUGAUGGCAUUAUCUAAACAUCCAAAUGUGUUGCGUGUUUAUGGUUCAUUUGUUCAUGGAUCCAAGUUAUAUAUCGUCACACCCUAUUUAUCUGGUGGUUCUUGCUUAGACAUUAUGAAAACAAAAUUUCCCGAGGGUUUAGACGAAUUGAGCAUAGCUACCAUACUACGUCAAACAUUAGAGGCCCUUGUAUAUUUGCAUAAAAAUGGACAUAUUCAUCGUGAUGUAAAAGCAGGUAAUUUACUAGUAGACGAAGACGGUACUGUUUUAUUAGGCGACUUUGGUGUCUCUUCCUCUUUAAUGGAAACAGGUGAAAAGGGGAUGCGAAAAACGUUUGUUGGUACACCUUGUUGGAUGGCUCCUGAAGUAAUGGAACAAGCUGAAUAUGACUAUAAAGCAGAUAUAUGGAGCUUUGGUAUUACAGCUAUUGAAUUAGCUACUGGUCAUGCUCCAUUUGCAAAAUAUCCUCCAUUAAAGGUAAUAUUUUUAUAUUCUAAAUCCUUUAAAGAGAUGAUUGACUUGUGCCUUUUGAAAGAUCCUUUAAAAAGACCACAUGCAGAAAAGCUGAUUCAACAUCCCUUUUUUAAACAAACGAGAAAAAGGGAUUGUCUUUCAAAAUCAAUUCUUUCCGAACUUCCUCCCUUGGAGCAAAGAUCACGUAAAAAGAUACCCCAAGAACAAGUAGCGAUUGCAAAAGUAGACGAAUGGAAUUUUGAUGAAGAAGAGAAUGACAAUAAUAAAGCAGUAUCAGAUAAUGAAGGAUGUCUAUCAGAUCAAAAUAGUACUAAAGAAUCAGUAGCUAAAACAACAAAAAAACAUAUAUCAUUUGGGGAUGUAGUAGUUCGUAAUAAUAAUACAUUAGUUCACCCUUCUGAUGAACCCCUACUUGGUUCAAUCAUGGCUACUACGCCAUCAAAAAAAUCACGCUUUGUGAUUGAAGAAGUAAUAACAAAAAUGGAUCCAACUAUAGAUUUAUCUUCUUCAGUUAGAUCAAUUAGUCCUAUGACAGAUGAUGAUCACACUAUCUCAGUAGAACAGAAUAAUCAUGGUGAAAUCAUGAAAGGAAGGUUUUAUAUUAAUCAACCUAAAGUAUCAGCUUGGACUAAUAACCAUACUACAUCAAGUAAUAAUGAAGCAUUUAUUGAUAAUCAAGAAUCCAUUACACAACAACCUACAUUUAACCAGCAAGAACUUUUAUCCAUUACAAGCGAUCGUAAAUCACGUUUUGAGAUAUCCUCUGCGUCAUCAUCAUCUUCUUCUCCUAUGAUUUAUCAACCUAUUCCACUCUCACGUGAGAGCUCGAGCUAUUCUUCAAUAUCUAAUAAAAAUAGCAAUAGCUUAACAGCUGCUAUUGUUGAAAAAAAAUGA